Molecule: messenger RNA, 653 nt
Organism: Zeugodacus cucurbitae (melon fly)
Lineage: Eukaryota; Metazoa; Arthropoda; Insecta; Diptera; Tephritidae
Exons: 2
Coding region: 114-473 (119 amino acids)
Source: RefSeq, a predicted model, not a curated record
UCACGUAGCAAUUGUUAAUAAAUUUGGUCAGCAAGCAAAAAUGGCUGUCAGUCGCAUCAAUACGCCAGUGAGUGAUUCUUAAAAACCCAUAUAACGGUAUAGAGUUUCUAAAAAUGUCAAAUCAUAUUAAAAUUUUGUUUCUAUUGUUGUUGGCAUAUUCAAUAACAUUAAUGCAUGCACGUCCUAGCGAUGAGCUUGCUGCGCGCCUCUCACUUCUCUACUUGGAUCCGGCGAAUGAUGAGCGCUUCAACGACAUCGAACAUUUUGACGACGGCGAGGUCCACUACAGCAAACGAAAGGAUGUGGUGGAUGAAGUAGCGUUCUUACGCAUCAUAAAUGCGUCCACUAACAAACCCGAUGAAGGCGAGGAACUCACGGAAAGCGCCGAGGCAGAGAAGCGGCUAACGCGUUCGAUGGUUUCUUCGAUAUUCAGUUUUAUGGGCAAUAUGAUGAGACGCUUCAUACCGCGAUAAGAACACUAAAUACAAAUUUAUACAGACAUAUGCGUGAGUUGCAAUGUGUUGUUUUUAUAACCGUCCCUUGUAAGAUAUAGAUAUCUAUUAGUUUAUCAGAAAUCAAGUUUGUGACACCGCCAGAAAGUUUAUGUCUUUGUUUACCCGAAUAAAGCCGGUUCAUUAAGAAUCCCAAGAAUA